UAAGCAGAUAUAAUCAAAAUCCUAAAGCAAUGCAGUAAUGUCAAGUGAAAACCACAAUUUAAAUGCAAUUUAACUGAAAUGUGAAUAUUAUUUAGCAAAUUUAAUAUGCUUACUGUACUAUCAAUUAUCAAGAUGUUACAUUUACUUCUUCACACUGUAUUUAGCCUAUAGCACUGCAAUAUAUUAAUGUGUAUGGGGAGCGGUGUUAAUUGAACAUUAAUUAUUAAGCAUGUUCGUUUCAGCGACCUUAGCAUAAUUAUUCCUUUACCCAAUAGCUGAGCUAAUGUAAUCCAUUAAACUACGUCAGGGUGGGGCUUAUGAGUUUAUAAAAUAGUCAGUGGGCACUGUCAAUGUAGUCAGUGUUAAGCUGUACGACCCUUCAGAUCUUCUGUGUCUUGUAACCGUUGACACAAGGCAGCUUAUUUCAAACUCCAAGGACUCCAAACCAUGAAGAGCUCAGGAAAACUGAUAGGACUGAUCAUAGCUGUACUCUUUACUGUCAUGUCCAGUGGAGAAGAACUUGCCUUAGAUGACCCACAGCUGACCCAGCAGGAAACUGAAAAAGACCUUAUUGAAGCUAUGACAGCACUUUUAGGAAGAUACCAGAAUCAGAACUAUCCACCAUCAACAGAAAAACGUGGCAUUCCACAGUGUGCUGUGGGGUCACGCUGUGCAUUGAAAUUUGGUCCACGCAUUGGGAAACUUUGUGAAUGUGGCAGAGGAUCUAACUGUAACUCGUUCCUCUUAAAAUGCAUCUGAAUCACUAUAAGGAGCAGCAAAUACCUAAAUUCUGCAUUUUCAUCUACAAAAUCUCCUAAACUAUUUAAAUCAGCAUGACAGCUGGAAUGAAGCAUGUUUCUUAUUUUAAUUUUGUUAUGAGAAUAAAUGGACGUCUUUGUUAUCAAAUAAACAUGAAGAUUUCUCAUUUUCUUGUCUUCUUGGAUUAACUUGAUGUACUUAUCAAAUAAAUGUUCUUGUAAUUCCCAAAUAUAAAUAAAUUA
Molecule: messenger RNA, 1001 nt
Organism: Misgurnus anguillicaudatus (oriental weatherfish)
Lineage: Eukaryota; Metazoa; Chordata; Actinopteri; Cypriniformes; Cobitidae
Source: RefSeq, a predicted model, not a curated record